UGUGAAGGUCUUGCUUGUGGAUGUCCCGGGCUCUGCGAGUCUUUACACUGUCAGCGCUGCUUCGUAACUGCAGGGGUUUGUUUUCUGAGAACAAUGAAGAGGCUGUUUCUUGUUGAACCUGUGGUUGCCCUGUACACUCUGCCUAAUUUGGCAGAUGAACUCUUAAUGCAGCAAUAUAUUUAUCGUAGGAUAUGGACAAGGGAAACUAACAGCAGCUAUGUUCAGAAUGAAAAUAAUUCUUACUGCUACCAGAACCACAGUGACCCAGUGUACUUCAAACAAGAGGUGGUCCAGGGAUUAUCAUCUCACUUCUUUAUGUAUGUGACUUUGAUUCAGUUCCUACCCAACUUCAUCGUUACCUUCACAUUGGGCUCCUACAGUGAUCACUACGGACGCAGAUUAUCUCUCCUCCUCCCUACUAUUGGGGCUCUGAUUAGCAGCCUGGCUUUUUUAGCAAUGACCUACUUUUCUUGGCCUAUUCACUUUCUUUUUAUACCCGUUGCGCUAAGUGCAUGUUUUGGCGGCUUCACAACUCUGUUUGGAGGAGCUUUUGCCUAUGUAGCAGAUGUGAGCUCUAGUGAGCACAAAAAUAUGCGCAUGGCAUUGCUGGACAUGAUCGUUGGCCUAAUGGGUGGCAUCGGGACAAUAGCAUCUGGAUACUUGUUAAACACAUUAGGCUUUAAUUGGUUAUUCUUGAUUGCCUCAUUAAUUAAUUUUGCCAAUGUUGUGUAUAUCAUCUUUUUCCUUGAUGAGAGUGUCCAAGUGUCGAGAGAUGAGCAAAAUGAAGGAUCAGGCAAUGGAAAAUUCCGAGUAAUAUUUGCUGGAAUUUUAAAUCUAUGGACUAGUUCUAAUUUUAGAAAACGUGUUCAAAUUAGUCUCAUGCUUCUUACUUUUUCAGUCUAUGCACUUGCUUCAUUUGGUUCUGGUGGACUUUUUACUCUUUAUGAAUUGAAUGCGCCUCUUUGUUGGAAUGCGGUACUUAUUGGAUAUGGCUCUGCAGCUGGACUAAUUACAUUUCUUACGAGUUUUCUGGGAGUGGCUCUAUUUUCCCGCUAUAUUGAAGACCAUUUUAUAGUUCUUAUUGGGACAUUAUCCUUGGCUGGAGGAAUGAUCACGGCUAUCUUUGCCACUACUACACCGGUCAUGUUUCUGGUGAGACUGGUUUGUCUUUUUGCUGUCAUGCCACUCCCUGUCCUACGAUCAAUGAUGUCCAAGAUAGUCUCACCUAAGGAUCAAGGUGUUCUGUUUGCCUGUGUUGCUUGUCUUGAAAAUUUAAGUGCUACCGUUUCCUCCAUAGUUUUCAAUAAUGUUUAUGCUGCCACCAUCCAUGGAUUUAAAGGCUUCAGCUUUAUGCUAGCAGCUUGUUUAUGCCUCAUUCCAAUUUGUAUUAUGUGUUUCUUAUUCUGGUGGAGGCCUCAAGAGGAAGGUUAUGCUGGACUGACAACCAAUGAAGACAGCAGUUAGUUCUCAUGCAAGCUUUGGUUAUCUUGUCUGACCAUUUUCAAAGCCUCUCCAUGUGCCAAUCUAUUUGCUUGUUCAUAUUACACAAAAAUAGGAUGUUUAUACAGUUUUGCUUACAAUUCAAAACUGAGAUUUUGAGCAAUACCAUUAUUACCACUAGUUGUAGGUACUCCGACUAUCCAAUCCAGUCUGAUUCAUUUAGCACUACCCCUUUCAAAGAGUAAAUGAAAUUGCUGAGACAGAAUAAUUAGAGUGUAGGCAAAAGCCAAAUGCUAAAUGUUGGAAAUCUCAAACCAAAACUGCAAUAAGGAGAGACGGUAUCUUAGAAAGGUCCUCAAACAAGGCUUUGUGGGUAGAACUAAGGAAGGUUAAGGGGGUAGCUAUUUGACUGGGAGUAUACUAUAGGCUUGCAAGAGUCAGUGGGAAAUAGAGGAACAAAUAGGUAGACAGUUCACAGAGGUGUGCAAGAAUAAUAAUCAGGUAUGGUCUAACAUACGAGGAAUGGCUGAGGAUCCUGGGAUUGUAUUCAUUAGAGCUUAGAAGAUUAAGGGGAGACUUAAUAGAAACUUACAAGAUAAUACAUGGCUUGGAAAGGGUGGACGCUAGGAAACUUUUUCCGUUAUGUAAGAUUGAUAAGUCUCCGGGGCCUGAUGGUCUACAUCCCAGGGUACUGAAGGAGGUGGCUCGGGAAAUCGUGCAUGCGUUGGUGGUUAUUUUCCAGAGUUCGAUAGAUUCGGGGUCGGUUCCUGAGGAUUGGAGGGUGGCUGAUGUUAUACCACUUUUUAAGAAAGGUGGGAGAGAGAAAGCAGGAAAUUAUAGACCAGUUAGUCUGACCUCAGUGGUGGGAAAGAUGCUGGAGUCUAUUAUAAAGGAUGAAAUUACAGCACAUCUGGAUAGUAGUAACAGGAUAGGACAGAGUCAGCAUGGAUUUAUGAAGGGGAAAUCAUGCUUGACUAAUCUUCUGGAAUUUUUUGAGGAUGUAACUCUGAAGAUGGACGAGGGAGAUCCAAUAGAUGUAGUGUACCUGGACUUUCAGAAAGCUUUUGAUAAAGUCCCACACAGGAGGUUAGUGAGUAAAAUUAGGACGCGUGGUAUUGGGUGCAAAGUACUAGAUUGGAUUGAAAAUUAGUUGGGUGAUAGGAAACAAAGGGUAGUGAUAAACGGCUCCAUUUCGGAAUGGCAGGCAGUGACCAGUGGGGUACCGCAGGGACCUGUGCUGGGACCGCAGCUUUUUACAAUAUAUGUUAAUGACAUAGAAGAUGGUAUCAGCAAUAACAUUAGCAAAUUUGCUGAUGAUACAAAGCUGGGUGGCAGGGUGAAAUGUGAGGAGGAUGUUAGGAGAUUACAGGGUGACCUGGACAAGUUAGGUGAGUGGGCAGAUGCAUGGCAGAUGCAGUUUAAUGUGGAUAAAUGUAUGGUUAUCCACUUUGGUGGCAAGAACAGGAAGGCAGAUUACUACCUCAAUGGAGUCAAUUUAGGUAAAGGGGCAGUACAGAGAGAUCUGGGUGUUCUUGUACACCAGUCAAUGAGGGCAAGCAUGCAGGUACAGCAGGUAGUGAAGAAGGCUAAUAGCAUGCUGGCCUUCAUAACAAGAGGAACUGAAUAUAGAAGCAAAGAAGUGCUUCUGUAGCUGUACAGGGCCCUGGUGAGACCACACCUGGAGUACUGUGUGCAGUUCUGGUCUCCAAAUUUGAGGAAAGACAUUCUGGCUAUUGAGGGAGUGCAGCUUAGGUUCACAAAGUCAAUUCCUGUAAUGGCGGGAUAAUUUACACAAAGACUGAAGCGACUGGGCUUGUAUACCCUUGAAUUUAGAAGACUGAGAGGGGAUCUGAUUGAGACAUAUAAGAUUAUGAAAGGAUUGAACACUCUGGCAGCAGGAAACAUGUUUCCGCUGAUGGGUGAGUGCCGAACCAGAGGACACAGCUUAAAAAUACGGGGUAGACCAUUUAGGACAGAGAUGAGGAGAAACUUCUUCACCCAGAGUGUGGUGGCUGUGUGGAAUGCUCUGCCCCAGAGGGCAGUGGAGGCCCAGUCUCUGGAUUCAUUUAAGAAAGAGUUCGAUAGAGCUCUCAAAGAUAGUGGAAUCAAGGGUUAUGGAGAUAAGGCAGGAAGAGAAUACUAAUUAGGAAUGAUCAGCCAUGAUCAUAUUGAAUGGUGGUGCAGGCUCGAAGGGCUAAAUGGCCUACUCCUGCACCUAUUGUCUAUUGACCUGUGGACACAGCCUUAAAAUUAGAGGGGAUCAAUUCAGAACAGAAAUGCGGAGACAUUUCUUCAGGCAGAGAGUGGUGGGCCUGUGGAAUUCAUUGCCGCAGUGUGCAGUGGAGGCCUGGACACUAAAUGUCUUCAAGGCAGAGAUUGAUAGAUUCUUGAUUUCUCGAGGAAUUAAGGGCUGUGGGAAGAAUGUGGGUUAGUGGAGUUGAAAUGCCCAUCAGCCAUGAUUGAAUGGCGGAGUAGACUCAAUGGGCCGAAUGGCCUUACUUCCACUCCUAUGUUUUAUGGUCUUAUGUAUACUAGGGGAUUUUAUCCUGUCCAACAUGAAUCAGAUAGUCAUAGUGUUAAGAGUUUAGAGGUGGCAGGUUUCUUGAAAUGUAUCUGGGAAUUUUUUAAAAUCAAUAUGUAGAAGGCCCAACGAGGCACAGUGCAGUGUUGGACCUGGUUCUGGGGAAAGAAGCUGGACAAGUGUUUGAUGCGAUAGUGGGGGAAUAUUUAGGUGAUAGCGACUACAACACAGUAUGGUUAAAAUUUGUACUGGACAAGGAAAAACAUGGCGCGCAAAAGCACUAGAUUGGGAGAAGGCAGUAUUUAUUAAAAUAAAGCAGGAUCUGACCACCAGGCUCUGGGAACAGCUCCUUCCUGGGGUAGGGGGGUGGCCUUCAAAAGGGAGCUGGGAAGAUUACAGGUCCAGUAUGUACCCUUUACAUGGAUACAUGUACUCUUUACAUAGGAGGAAUAUGUUCAGAGAACUCUGGAUGUCUAGGACAGUUCAGGUCUGGAUAAAGAAGAAGAGUAUUGCUUUUAGCAAGUCCAAAGGAAGCAAUUCAGCUGCAGCCGUAGAGAAAUAUAGGAAGUGCAGGAGGGGACUCGAAGCAGUUAGAAAAGCAAAAAGGGGGCAUAAGGAAGGACUUGCAAACAGGAUUAGAGAGGAUACUAAGAUACUUUAUAAGUAUUUAAAGGGAAGAAGUUAACCUGGGAAAGAGUAGGGCCCAUUAGGGACCAAGGGAGAAUCUGUGUGUGAAGUCACGGGAUGUUGGAAGGGUGUUGAAUGAAUCCUUCUCUUCAGUCUUCACUCUCGAAAAGGAGAAUGUAGGUACGCAAUUCAGGAAAAGGGAUUGUAAGGAACCUGCAUAGUUUGACAUUGGAAAUGGGGAAGUAUUGGAGGCUUUGUCAGCCUUAAAAAAAAACAGAUAAAUCCCCUGGCCUGGAUGAAUUGCAUCUCAGGCUGCUGUGGGAGGCGAAGCAGGAAAUUGCAGGAGCUUUGACAUCAAUGUUUAAUUCCUCUCUGGCCAAGGGGUAGGUGCCAGAGGACGGCUAAUGUGGUUCCACUUUUUAAGAGAUUAACCAGGAAACUACAGACCAGUGAGUCUCACAUCAGUGGUACGAAAACUACUGGAGAAAAUUCUGAAGGAGUGACUUUACACCCACUUAAUUAGGAAUAGUCAGCGUGACUUUGUCAGAGGGAGAUCAUACCUAACAAAUUUGUUAGAAUUUUUGAAAAUGUGAUCAAGUGUGUGGAUGAGGGAAGUUCACUUGAUGUAGUUUAUAUGGACUUUAGCAAAGCUUUUGACAAGGUCCCACAUGGGAAACUGAUUGGGGGAAGGUGAAAUUGAGAGAAACUUCGUGAGAUGGAUCAGAAACUGACUUAAUAAUAGGACAAAGGGUAGUGGUAGAAGGCUAUUUGAGUGACUGGAGACCCGCAUCCAGUGGUCUACCACAAGGAUGGGUACUGGGACCCUUAUUGUUUGUUAUAUACAUACAUGAUAUAUUUGAAAAUAUGGGGGGAAUAUUAAGGAUAUUUGCAGACAACAUCAAGACUAGUAGAGUGGUUAAUAGCAAAGAAGAUGAUUGUGGGUUACAGGAAGAUAUAAAUAGGUUGGUCAGAUGGGCAAACUUUUUUUUUAAUGGGAUGACAGUGUUCACUGACAAGAACAGCAUUUGUUGCCCAUCCCUAAUUGCCCAGAGGACAGUUAAGAGCCAACCACAUUGAUGUGGAUCUGGAGUCGCAUGAGGUCAGACCACGUAAGGAUGGCAGUUUCCUUUCCUAAAGGACAUUAGUAAACUAGAUGGGUUUUUCCACCAGUUGACAAUGGAUUCACACUCACCAUUAGAUUCUUAAUUCCAAAUAUUUGUUGAAUUCAAAUUCUACCAUAUGUCACAGUGGGAUUCAAACUCUGCUUCCCAGAAUAUUACCUUGGUCUCUGGAUUAACAGUAUAGCAGUCAUAUCACUUGGUCAUCACCUCCCUGAUAAAUGCAAGGUAAUGCACUUUGGAAGAAGAAACAAGAUGAGGGAGUAUUUAGUGAAUGGCAGGACAUUGGGUAGCUUAGAGAAAGAGAGGGAUCUUGGGGUAAUUAUUCACAGAUCCCUGAAGUCGGCACGGCACACAAAUAAGAUAGUUAAGGCAUAUGGGACACUUGCUUACUUAGUGUAUGCAGUUCUGGUCAUCUCAUUCCAAGAAGGGUGCGAUUGAACUUGAGGAAAUACAGAAGGGGUUCACCAGGAUGUUGCCUAGGAUGGAGAAAUUGAUCUAUAAGGAGUGACUAGACAGGUAUGGUUAGUUUUCUUUAAAGCAGCGAAGACUAAGGGGGGGCGGAGGUGUAUAAGAUCGAGAGGUAUGGACAGGGUUAAUAGAUAGCAGCUGUUCCUCUUGGUUGAGGGUUUGAUCACAAGAGGACACAGUUGUAGGGUAAAGGGGCAGAAAAGUCAGAGAAUUGGGGCAAAAAAGCGUUUUUACUCAAAAGGUGGUGGGAAUCUGGCAUGCGCUACCUGGGAAAGAGGUGGAUAUGGGAAUCCUUACAACGUUUGAAAAAGAUAUUUGGAUGAGUACUUCAAAUAUCAUAAUAUUCAAGGAUAUGGGACACUUGCAGGAAAUUUGGAUUCAUGCACUUUUAGUUGUAGUUAUGUUGGUACAGACUCGGUGGGCCGUAGAUAUGAAUCUAUGGAAAAACAAACCAGUCUAUUUUAUACAGAUGUGAGGAAAUUUUCUAUGGUACAUUUUUGUUAGAAAAUGGUUUUCAAUUAAUUGUCAGAAGGACUGGGUAGUGAGGGAAGGAUGUUUGAGCACUUUGUUCCAUUAUACUGACUGAUGGGAUAAAGAAAUCUCUAUUUCUAAUGGAUUUUAUGCACUUUCAACCCAGUUUCAGAGGAUUAAACAACAUCUAGUUUAAUUGAAACAAAGGAGCAGAAGUUUUCAAUUUUCUGAAUGGAAUUUUAAAUGAA
Molecule: messenger RNA, 6896 nt
Organism: Hemiscyllium ocellatum (epaulette shark)
Lineage: Eukaryota; Metazoa; Chordata; Chondrichthyes; Orectolobiformes; Hemiscylliidae
Product: lysosomal proton-coupled steroid conjugate and bile acid symporter SLC46A3
Exons: 6
Coding region: 94-1464 (456 amino acids)
Biological process (GO): vacuolar transmembrane transport
Cellular component (GO): lysosomal membrane
Molecular function (GO): transmembrane transporter activity
Source: RefSeq, a predicted model, not a curated record